Apiotrichum porosum is the source of this 1116-nucleotide messenger RNA. RefSeq lists its product as uncharacterized. The record is from RefSeq and is a predicted model, not a curated record. Lineage: Eukaryota; Fungi; Basidiomycota; Tremellomycetes; Trichosporonales; Trichosporonaceae. Bases 1 to 1116 code for a protein of 371 amino acids. The transcript is spliced from 6 exons.
AUGGUUGCCAUCCACGCCUUGACCCUGUUCGGGCUGCUUCCAGCUCUCGCACUCAGUGCCCACAUUCCCCAUGACUCUCGUCACGUCAAGGUCUCCGUCGCUCCCCGUAAUGGUGCCAUUGCCGACGGUGCCAACGCUGGUCACCGCUCUGUCUCGCGCGCCAUCAAGAAGCGCAGCUGCAAAGCGAAGACCGCCUCCGCUUCCGCUGCCACUUCGGCUGCGAGCGACGACACCUGGUCGGCUUCAGCUACCGAGGCCGCGGCCUCUGUUACUGAGACAGCUAGCUGGAGCCAGACUACAUCGACGGACGAUGCUUCCACGACUGAGGCUACUGUUUCUGACGACGCCAACGAAGCGUCGAUCACGAACGAGUCGAGUGCCGACUCUUGGUCGUCGUCAUCGUCGGAUGAAGCUACUGCCACUUGGUCCUCUGAGUCUUCCAGCGCCACCCUCGCCGUUUCGAACGCCUACAGCAGCAGCGGUUCGUCGGGUAGCCUUCUUUCCGUCACUGACGCGACCUGUGGUUGGUGCGAGUCAUCCGACUCGGCUCCCAACGGUUCGGAAGACUGGCUCAACUGUGGUAUCACUGGAAGCGGUUGGACCCCUCCCAUGGUGACCAUUGACCAACUCGUCUCUGUCGCGCUCACAAGCUCCGGUCCUUUUGCCGCUUGCGCCGACUACUUUGACAAGUUUGACACCUAUGGAUCGCAGUAUGGCCUCCCUCCUAUCCUACUUGCAUCCAUCGCCCUCCAGGAGUCGAGCUGUGACCCUUCUGUUACCGGUGGUAACGGCGAGGCUGGUCUCAUGCAGCUUGCCAGCGGCAACUGUGCCGACGCACCUGACGGCAACUGCUACGAUGUCGACUACAACAUUGAAGGUGGUGCCAAGUACUUUGCCCAGGUGCUCUCUGACAACAGCGGUAACGCUCUGGCAGCCCUCGGCUCGUACAACGGGUGGUUCGUUGGCAUGACCGUUGCCGACGCCACGGCCGCCAAGGCUGCCGGCGACUGCCACGCUCAGAACAACCUCGACUACCUCACUCAGACCUUCAACGGCUGGAUGCAGGGCAUCGAGGGCUACAACCUCGGCUCCUACCGCAACCUCGACGGCUGUUAG